This is a messenger RNA of Pisolithus orientalis, 1979 nucleotides long. Its product is annotated as amine oxidase. The transcript has 9 exons. Lineage: Eukaryota; Fungi; Basidiomycota; Agaricomycetes; Boletales; Pisolithaceae. The record is from RefSeq and is a predicted model, not a curated record. The coding region runs from base 202 to 1704 and encodes 500 amino acids. Gene Ontology annotation, molecular function: oxidoreductase activity.
GAAAUUUGCAAGUCUCAAGACUCAAGGCUCCAAAACCUUUCUAGAAUGGCACCCUAACAAGCGAGGAGCUAUUCCAUACAAAUCCAAGCUACUCGAUAUCUGAUCAGCUGACUGUAGUAAUCGUCACUUGCAGGGCCUAUAAAAUGGUCAACGUAGAGAGCAGUACUGCGUGCCAACGCGUGCCCUCUUCUCCUGCCUGCUAUGUUCCGGUUUAGAGUCUCUCUUGCAACCGUUCUCCUAAGCCUCCUUAUUGGCGCAGUCGCCCAGGAUGCUAAUACCACUGUUUGUCAAUCCAACCUCACGAUGGCUGGAGCAGCCCCGAAUAACACCAAGGUCCUCAUCCUUGGUGGUGGUAUGGCUGGCGUCAUAGCAGCCCGUACGCUUCAUGAACAGGGUAUCGACGACUUCGUGAUUGUGGAAGCCAAACCUAUAUUUGGAGGGCGUAUGGCGCAAACGAAAUUCGGUGUCAACGGAUCCCAAUACGUCCUUGAGAAAGGACCAAACUGGGUCCAUGGAACCCAAACAGGUAGUGGCCCCGCUAAUCCCGUCUGGCUGCUGGCGCAGAAACACAACUUGUCCAUGGUAGAAAGCGAUUUGUUUACGAAUAUAACGUUCUUCGAUUACAAUGGGCCUAACGACUACUCCGCGACUUUCGACGCGUCAUUGACUGCCUUCAACGACGCCAUAGUCCUUGCGGGAGAACGGUGGCAGCAGAACAAAACUGAUCUGGACCUCAGAUCAGCAUACAAUUAUAUGGGCGUUGCUCCGAAGACGCCGCAAGAGCAGGCUUGCGAGUACUAUCAGAUUGACUAUGUAUAUGCACAGGACGCCUCGCAAACGUCAACAUUAGCCGCUGCUUGGAACUACAACUACACUUUUGUUCCUGAAGCCGGAGGUUUUUCGGAUGUAGACAUGUUGUGCGUGGACCAACGCGGCUUUGCAUGUAUUGUCCAAGCGGAAGCUGCUACCUUCCUCAACACGAGUCAGGUGCUCUUCAACCAGAUUGUCAAGACCAUUCAAUACAAUCAGAACGAAGUGACCGUCCAGACGACAGAUGGAUACAACCUCACUGCAGAUCACGCCCUGGUCACGUUUAGCGCCGGCGUGUUGCAAAACACUGACGUCGUCUUCGACCCCGUGUUGCCAGACUGGAAACGAGAGGCUAUCAGUAGCAUAGAAAUGCCGGUGUACACCAAGAUCUUCUUGCAAUUCGAGAAAAAAUUCUGGUUCGACACUGGGGUAGGACUUUAUGCCGAUCAACAAAGAGGCAGAUAUCCGAUAUGGGAGAGUUUAGAUCUUCCGGGCCUUUUCAACGGCUCUGGGAUCAUCUUCGUUACCGUGACGGGUGAUUACGCAAACUAUCUUGAGCAACUCAACAAAAACAUAACGCAAGUGCAGCUAGAGGUGAUGGAGGUUCUUCGGAGGAUGUACCCUGACGCCCCCGAUCCAAUCGAUAUCUGGUUGCCUAUGUGGGGUAGAGAUCCCUUGUUCCGUGGCUCGUACUCUAGCUGGGGAGCAUCCUUCGUACCUGAACACGCGUACAAUCUGAGUGUUCCAGUAAACGGUCACCUUUGGUUUGCAGGUGAAGCUACCAGCGUUAAAUAUUUCGGCUUCUUGCAUGGCGCAUACCUCGAGGGUCAGAACGCGGCGAACAACAUCGCUGCGUGUAUCAAAAACCCUCAGCGUUGCCCGCCUACUACAUGACGCCACGGUUUGGAACAUCCGGUCCUACCCAGAUAGUUUGCAAUAGGCACCUUCGAGAUUCUUCCAGCUGUAUGAUAGGAGCGGAAAUGUUUCUCUGCAUAUGCUCCCGCCUCCUGUGGUAUCUGUAACUCUGUACAACACUACUCUCUGUACAAUCGAACUUUUUUGACCGUUUCUUCCACUGCGCAAACUUCCAUGGUACUAUUUUUCUAAGGGUCCUAAAUACUAAGUUCUGUUUGACACUGGAUGUCCGUACGAAGCUGACAGCAAUCACC